AUGUCCUCUCGCGACAAGACUCCCCCUAAGGCGACCGGUCCACAAUCGAUACCUCUCCGAGAUCUCUCGAGACCACCCGAUAGCGGUUCAGAUGAAAAUGAUAUUUCAAUAGGCGCAGUAUCAGGUCACCAGUCACGGCACAGUCGCACUAGGUCCUUACUGAUCGGACGUCGGACUCCCAAUUACGCGCGACUGAAUGAUGAAGAGUCACCGGCAAGAGGAGGGCCUUCUUCUGAGACUGUUGGAAUUUCUAUACGAGGAGGAAGCGGUAGGGAAUCGCCGAUUGAAGAUGUGGGCGGAUUUGCAGCGGCGACGGUGGGACUGGACCUUCAGCUACCUUCAACACCACCCAGUGUCGGAUUACGACGACCGAGCAUUAUUACUACGCCUGCUGAUGGGGACUUUCAUGAUGUGGAAAGUCCCUUCUCGCCUCCAGACUCCGAUACUACUCCCCUGACUUCUUCACGCCGCGUGCCAUCUUCUCUCAAGACAUCUAGCUCGGUAUCCAGAGGCCAGAGGCAUGACAGACAAGGGAAAAGGUCCAGCGUUCACUGGACGGAUGGCGAAUCCCCUGCAGCGGCUCGCGGACGAACUUCGCGUCUCGGAGACGAUCUGCCAACGCUCGAUACAAACGCUGGAAUGCAUCGCAAGCUGAGUACAACGAGUGGGAUCAGCCGUCUCUCUGUAGGGCAGGGCGAAGCUGGCGAAAGAUCGAGGUCUCUGUCGCCAUCUCCCUCGCCAAUGGCGAGGGCGAACUCCAUGUUGCGAGAGAUUUCACAACGUGUGGUUAACCUGAGUAAUGAUUCGGACAUGGUCGAGCAGAGUAUCCGACGCAAAUCGUCUAUACGACAGAGGCGUCCAAGUGCUUCAGCUCAUCCCUUGGAUAUUGUUGGAGACGAAGAAGGAGCACAACCGCAGCAAACUCCCCUCGAGAAAGUUCCGUCAUCUGACGUUGUCACCGAACCCUUUACUCCGAUAGUCCCAUUUCAUCACCCGAACCCUCUUGUUGGCAAAACCUGGGGGAUUUUUGGACCGGAGAACCCUCUUCGCAAGUGGCUCUGUGAAAUCCUCGUCCAUCCACUGACCGAACCCACAAUCUUGGCUCUGAUUGUCGCUCAGACGGUCUUACUGGCUGUCAAUGCGGCGUCUGAUGCUGUUUACUUGCAGACUCGGACGAAGCGAUGGGGAAGCACAGGGUUUGAUUAUGCUAUCUUCGCGCUAUUUGUGGUAUACACCUUGGAACUCAUUGCCCGUACCAUUGUGUCUGGGUUCGUCUCGAACCCCGUGGAGUUCAGCACGAUAAAUCGGUCUAUCGGCUUCAAAAAAGCUGUUCUUCAAAAGGCUCACACUCUGUUCGCCCCCCAGGAAGCUCGAGAGACACCCAUGAUGGUCAACGACGUACCAACGCAGCCAUCGAUUGUUCGAACCUUCACCGGAGUCCCUCCUCCUGGGGAGGCUGGGGGGCCUGGCCAUACGAAGCAGCAGCAAAGGAUACGUUUGGCCCGCCGGGCUUUUCUGCGACAUUCCUUCAACCGACUGGACUUCGUUGCCGUUGUUUCCUAUUGGAUCUCUUUCGCAAUGCAGCUCAGCGGCGUCGAAAACUCGAGUCACGUUUAUGUCUUCAACAUGCUCAGCUGCCUCCGAAUUCUGCGUCUCCUGGGUCUCACCGCUGGAACUUCAAUCAUCCUGCGAAGUUUAAAGAAGGCAGCUCCUCUUCUAGUUCAUGUGGCCUUUCUCAUAGGCUUCUUUUGGCUGAUCUUUGGUAUCAUUGGCGUGCAGAGCUUCAAAUCGAGCCUGCGACGUACCUGUGUCUGGGUAGGGGACGACGGUUCCGGUCAAAACUACACCCUCAACAUCGCGCCCGACAACAUCCAAUUUUGCGGAGGCUACCUAGAUGCUGUAACGGGAAAGGCGAUGCCAUGGCUCAAAGCUGAUGGCUCAAAUGGAACAGACAGCUCCAAAGGAUAUAUAUGCCCUCAAGGCUCGUUAUGCGUCGAGGGGUUCAGUGGCCCAUACAACGGUACAGUCAGUUUCGACAAUAUAGGCCAGUCGCUGGAGCUCGUCUUCGUGAUAAUCAGUUCAAACACAUUUUCCGACCUCCUCUACUAUCUGACGGACUCCGAUUACCUUGCCGCAGCACUUUUCUUUGCAGCCGGCAUUGUCGUUCUGAGCUUGUGGCUCGUCAACUUGUUGGUCGCUGUCAUCACCUCUUCAUUCCAGAUCAUCAGAGAAGAGAGCAAGCAAAGCGCAUUUACAGCUGACAAAAUCGACGGGCCUGUUUUCGAUGAUGAUCAAAUGCAGAAAAGGAGCCAGUUGAAGAAAAUAUACGACAAAACCCAUCUCUUUUGGGUUCUCAUCAUCGUAUUCGACCUGGUGGUCCAGAGUCUGCGAAGUGCAAGCAUGAGUGACAGCCGCGAGACUUUUAUCAUGGACACUGAAACGGUCGUCACGUUCCUCCUGCUUCUGGAGAUAAUCUUGCGCUUCCUUUGCGAUUGGAGACAUUUUUUCCACGGAAAAAGGAACUGUGUUGAUCUUUUGCUCGCCAUUGUCACCACAAUCAUGCAAAUUCCAGCAAUCCGCAACUCGGGUCAGCCAUACGCAUGGCUCUCGGCAUUUCAAAUUGCGCGUAUCUAUCGAGUCGUCCUCGUAGUUAGGGUCACAAGAGAACUGGUCAUGGUUGUAUUUGGCAACAUUGUCGGUCUUUUGAACUUGAUCUUGUUUGUAUUCCUGUUCACCUUCCUGGCCGCCAUUCUUGCCUCGCAACUAUUCAGGGGGGACAUUCCACCAGCAGAUGCCGGGGGUGUCGUGAUUGGCGUGACGUUCUUCGACAUCUGGAACUCCUUCCUGGGAAUGUACCAAGUGUUUUCGAGCGAGAAUUGGACUACUCUGAUGUACAAUGCCACCCAGUUCAACGACAUCUGGGAUACAGCGUGGCUAAGUGCGAUAUUUUUCAUCCUUUGGUUUGUCGUCUCAAACUUAAUUGUGCUGAAUAUGUUUAUUGCUGUCAUCCAAGAAAGUUUCGACGUGUCUGAGGAUGAGAAACGUCUACAACAGGUGAAGGCAUUUUUGAAGCAAAAGGAAAUGGCCGGUGCAGCUUCUGGGAACCUCACACUCGCUGCAGUCUUCAAGAUGGGGCGGGAAUCAAUCAGACACCGGGACGCUCUCGAAUAUGGCUCUGCAACCGUCGAACAGCUCCUCAAGGAGGCAGUCGUGAAGGACUUCCUGGACGAACAAGAUGCCGGCCUUGCACGGAGGACCACAUCCAUGCACAUCGAUGAAACACCGACUGUCAAACCUGGUAUUCUGUCCAAAUACUGGGCCAAGCUCACUGGUUUCUAUGGAUCAGCAGAACCAAACCCAUUCUACUCUAGUGCAAAAAUCACUCGCGCAAACGAGGAAUUUGAUCCAAGAGCUAUGGCUAAAAGGGUAGUCAUGACAACUGAGAACCGUCGCCGUGCUCAGCGCCAAUAUUUGCAAAAGCACCCCAAGUAUAACGUGUCCCUAUACAUCUUCAAGCCAGAUAACCCGUUGAGAAAGCUGUGCCAAUACGUCGUCGGUCCUGGCCGAGGAACUGAGCGAGUGGAGGGCGUAUCGCCUUACAGACCUGCUUGGUAUGCCUUCUCCGCCUUCACAUAUGCUGCUAUCGUCGCAAUGGUCAUAUUAGCAUGCAUCACUACGCCCUUGUAUCAACGCAAUUACUACUUGAACAAUACACUGAGCAUCACAAACUGGUUCGUGUGGACCGACUUGGGUUUCGCGAUACUCUUCACGGUCGAAGCGAUCAUCAAAGUCAUUGCGGACGGUCUCUUCUUUACGCCCCAUGCCUACUUUCGAAGUGUCUGGGGCUUCAUUGAUGGUGUGGUCCUCAUCACGCUUUGGAUCAAUGUUGUCACUGCUAUGUUCCGCGACGACGGCGUUUCUCGAGCGGUGGGUGCCUUCAAAGCGCUGAGGGCGCUGCGCUUGCUCAACAUCAGCGACACUGCGCGAGAGACAUUUUACUCGGUUAUCAUCGUUGGUGGAUACAAAGUCCUCGCUGCCGCGUUUGUUUCCAUGAGCUUGCUGAUUCCGUUUGCGAUUCUUGGAGUCAACCUGUUUAAUGGCAAAAUGCUAGCCUGCAACGAUGGAGAUUUCGGCUACAGCGCCUUGAGCAACUGCGUAGGGGAGUACAACUCUACUCCCUUCAAUUGGCCUGUAUUGGCUCCCAGGCAGGUUGCAAAUUCUUGGUUCGACUUCGAUGACUUCGGCAGCGCUUUGUUCAUUCUUUUCCAGAUCGUCUCUCAAGAAGGAUGGGUGAACGUGAUGUGGUCUGGCACGAGUAUCACUGGCACGGGGUUACAACCACAGCCAUUUGCGGCACAGGGUAAUGCAGUCUAUUUCAUCGUUUUCAAUCUGUUGGGUGCUGUCUUUGUCCUGACCCUGUUCAUCUCUGUGUUUAUGCGAAAUUACACAGAGCAGACAGGGGUCGCGUUUUUGACAGCAGAACAACGGUCGUGGCUAGAACUGCGGAAGCUCUUGAAGCAGAUUUCUCCCUCCAAGAGAUCUCUUGGUGAGCACACCACCAAAUGGAAGAAGCGAUGCUAUGACCUCUCGAUACAGAAACGGGGCAAGUGGCAAAGAUUCAUUACCACGAUAUUGAUCCUCCACCUGAUUCUCCUCACCAUCGACUUUUAUCCCGAGCCAGCGUGGUGGGAAACCGUGCGGGAAUAUAUUUUCCUUGCCUUCACGAUGGUGUUGAUCGCCAACAUAAUCAUCAGGAUAAUUGGGCUCUCCUGGAAAAGGUUUCGACGGAGCUCAUGGGACAUCUAUUCGGUUGUUGCGGUGUCAGGGAUCUUCGUGACGUCUCUGAUCUCGCUAUCCAAGGUCAACAGCGGAGGUUUCCAACAGCUGCGCAAGCUCUUCCUUGUCUCAGUUACCUUCCUCCUGAUCCCGCGAAACAAUCAGCUUGACCAACUAUUCAAGACUGCAGCCGCUUCGCUCCCACUGAUCGCCAAUCUGUUAGCAACAUGGUUUGUCCUGUUCCUAGUCUUCGCGAUAGCGUUGACCCAAGCUUUUGGACUCACGCGGUUUGGGCAAAACGAGAGCAACAAUGUCAACUUCCGCACCGUUCCAAAAGCCCUCAUCCUCCUGUUUCGGACCAGUAUUGGAGAAGGGUGGAAUCAGAUCAUGGAAGAUUUUGCCGGUCUUGAACCGCCCUUCUGCGUGAGGGAAGCUAGUUUCUUCAACAGCGACUGCGGCAGCUCCGGCUGGGCCAGGGCACUGUUCAUCUCCUGGAACAUUAUCAGCAUGUACAUCUUUGUGUCUCUAUUUGUCUCGAUGAUCUUCGAGAGUUUCUCGUAUGUCUAUCAGCAGAGCAGCGGUAUGUCCAUUGUGAGUCGUGAUGAGAUUCGGCGCUUCAAACAAGCUUGGGCAGAAUUCGACCCGAAUGGUACUGGUUUCAUUUCAAAGGAGCAGUUCCCGCGGCUCCUAGGGGAACUGUCCGGUAUCUGGCAGAUGCGAAUCUAUGAUGGCGACUUCACUGUGGGGGCCAUUAAAGAGGACUGCUCAGUACAACCAGGCGACCCCAUCAAACCAGCAGGAAAAAUCGUGGAUGGCAUCGAUCUCGACAAAUUGGCAGAACGUGUCAAUCAAAUUCCCGUCGUAGAAAUUCGGCAGCGACGUGCACGCAUCAACGUCUUCUAUCAAGAGGUCAUGUUGACGGCGGAUCCAGACCGCGGCAUUCCCUUUACGGCGGUUCUGUUUCUCUUGACACACUACAAUGUGAUUACAGACUCUCGAAGUCUCCGAUUAGAGGAGUUCCUUCGCCGGCGAGCCCGACUUCAAAGAGUGCAAGAGAGCAUCCGCAGAGAUACCGUGGUCGGCUUCUUCGACACGUUACAUUGGUCUCGAAAGUUUCGGAAAGCGGCCGAACGACGAAAGAGCGCACGCCUACUUGCGCCACCUGCUAUUCCUGUUCCCGAGAUCUUUAUUGAGGAUCCCGACGACAAUGUGGAAGGCAGCAGCAGCACAGAGCCCCGUGAUUUCACCGCAUCCACGCCCUCUUAUACGCCGAAGAAGCAGUCAAUUAACUUACCGCCUAUCGAUACAUCCAUGCCUCCUUCAGGUGCUCUGAGGAGCACGUCGCCGGUGGAAUUUGAGGGCUCGCCUCGGAGCAGCCCAGUACGGACGAGAUUAGGAUCAGUGGAUACGGCCUACCACGGAGCCACGAGAUCAUCUCCAACGACGCCGACGCUAGGUCACAGUCGACAUCCCAGCACCGCCAGUGGGCUAGAUGGCCAGGGCAUGAUGGAAAGCUUUGACAACUCAGCAUGGGGUGAGAGCCUGCGCCGAAGCUUUACAACAAGGAGAGCACGGAGCAACAGCACGCGCGGAUGA
Fonsecaea multimorphosa CBS 102226 is the source of this 6372-nucleotide messenger RNA. RefSeq lists its product as uncharacterized. Gene Ontology annotation, cellular component: voltage-gated calcium channel complex; membrane. Lineage: Eukaryota; Fungi; Ascomycota; Eurotiomycetes; Chaetothyriales; Herpotrichiellaceae. The coding region runs from base 1 to 6372 and encodes 2123 amino acids. The record is from RefSeq and is a predicted model, not a curated record. Gene Ontology annotation, molecular function: calcium ion binding; high voltage-gated calcium channel activity. The transcript has 2 exons. Gene Ontology annotation, biological process: calcium ion import across plasma membrane.